AAUUUGCAUCACCAUACUGCACUAUUCAGUAUAGACACUUGCUCCAAAACGAAUACGAAACCUUAAUCUGUAGGCAUGGGCAAUGCUCAUUCUCUCGAAAUCGACUUGUCGGAUAGACAAUUAACUAGUGUUACGCUGCAGCAACUGGGUGCACUUGUGUCUGGACCGAGCGCCUAUAGAAUCCUUUCACACAUCAAGCAAGAUCGCGGCAACUAUGUUCAGCGACUGUACUUGCGCCGCAAUCAACUGUCCUACCUUCCAGCCAACUUUGAAGUCCUGUUAAGCGGCCUAACGGAUUUAUCUCUGAGAAGCAAUGAUUUGAAUCAGUUUCCUCUCGAGAUCACUUCGUUAAAGCAGCUCGUCAAGCUGUCCCUCGCUGGCAACGGCUUAACCUACAUACCCGCCGAUGUUUCUAAACUACGGCAUCUGGAGUGGCUCAGUCUUUCUUCGAAUACAUUAGAUGAUCUACCUGUCGAACUGGCGAAAUGUAAACGUUUGACCCACCUAGAUAUACAGAAGAACAGAUUCAAAGCAAUUCCAAAUUGCAUCGCACAGCUCUAUACGUUGGAAGUACUACUCUGCCAGAAAAACUCCAUUUCAGCACUGAAGCUUGAGGCAUUUCCUCCCUCAUUGCUGACCUUGAACAUGGCUUUUAACUUACUGGAAGCCGUUCCACUCGCACUAUAUAAUCUUCCCAACAUACAAGCACUGAUUUUAUCAAGUAAUUUGAUCACCCACAUCCCUGUAGAACUAUGUUUGAACAACACAUCGCUCAUUAAUCUGGACCUGCAUACUAACAAACUGGGUAGUAUCCCUCAAGAGAUCUCGCAACUAAAGCAUUUGCGACGUCUCAAUAUUGCCAUCAAUCAAAUUACCGAAGUACCUGCAAGCAUUGGCGAUCUGCCGCGGUUGGAAUGGCUUAACGUCAACGAUAACCAGCUGACUGAACUGCCCGACACUAUAGGCAACCUGCGAAAGUUGAUCAAGUUUGGCAUUGUACAGAAUAAGCUGGAGAGGCUGCCAGACUCGAUAGGACGAUUGACCCAACUUGCAAAGUUAGAUAUGCGACGCAAUCAAUUCCGGUGGUUACCUGGAAGUCUCCUGAAACUUCGAGAUAAACAAGACUCGACGCAGAGCAUCACUCAAAACAGGGAGGACAGUAUGGUUCGGGCCCUUCGACCCGGUGUAGGCAGUUUGAAAACCAUCUUGAUGGGAGAGAAUGAGCAUCUUCAAUACUACGAAGGGAUUGUUUGCGAAACGGCCGAUCAAGAUGCAAUUGUUUAUUCUAGCAAUAUGGACAACAUUAGCGCUGAAAAGCUGACUCACCUCCACCCAGUUGGUUCGUUAUCUGAAAUUGCCGCACGCCGUCUAUUGGAUACGUUACCUGCACCUUCCGGGUCUAUUUCAUCGUUGCAAUACUCGAAAGAACGGAAAGAACACUUGGAGAACCUUCCCGCCCAUAUAUUACCUUCCUACACCCUAGAAAAAAUCUGUCAUAACGCCAAACAAUGCGAAGCCUGCUUGCGGUUGUAUUGCGACAGUUCUAUCUACGUUGCUGAGCUAGGCUGCAUGGGCGACUCGAGGAUCGAUGUACCGGUCCGAUUCCGGAUGUGUUCUUAUCGCUGUGCAAAGGCAUUCCUGGCCAUUGACAAGACUUCUCUGCAAUUCUACGAAGACGACUAUGAAGCAAAUGGGCUGGAGGCACUUGAUACUCCGUCGCAUAAUGAACUUAGUAGUAACAUACUACAAGAGAGCGAGCAGAGCUUUGAUUCCAACAUGCUGAGAGAACCCAGUAUAACAUCGGCAGCAAGUGCGAGACAUUUCAGCGUGACCAAAUGUUUACAAAGCUCCUUCCGCGCUUUGUUUUCUCUACAGCAUGCAGAUCAAGAUCUGGCAGUGAGCGUACCCAAUAUGUCUCGGCUUGUCACAUUAUCUAAUGUCUCAUCCCGGCCAUCUUUGCCAACCACUGGCCGCUACGUGACCACCGAUGUAUCUGAGUUGGAACGAUUUUAGCGAAGUAGUAUCAGCAUGUACAUUUUACAAAGGAGAGUCUCCUUUGCCCUUCUUGGAGCCGUUUUGUUUUAUAAUACUUUAAUCCAGUGUCCGUGUAAACGAGCAGGUCUUGCUUAUAA
Messenger RNA from Umbelopsis ramanniana AG, 2132 nucleotides. RefSeq lists its product as uncharacterized. NCBI's taxonomy places the organism in Eukaryota, Fungi, Mucoromycota, Umbelopsidomycetes, Umbelopsidales, Umbelopsidaceae. The record is from RefSeq and is a predicted model, not a curated record. The transcript is spliced from 4 exons. The coding region runs from base 76 to 2013 and encodes 645 amino acids. Gene Ontology annotation, molecular function: protein binding.